AUGGCCUCACAGCAGCGUUCUUCAGGUUCCGCACUGAGGACGUCCCUUCCCUCCGCCUACGCCGACCAGCUUGUGAAUGCAUCUCCCCUCCCCUCCUCAGAGGAGCAAGAGAAGUACCUGUCUGGCCGACCACGCGCCACACCACACCAUCUGAGCGUGGCUCUUCAACAUGCUCAUCAGAUCCAAGCCCAGAAGGACACCGAAGACAUGAUCUUAGAUCGCAUCAUCGACCUGCUGGAACUGCCUUCGUUUCCCCAAGCCGACCCAGCCAACCCUUCCCCCGAAGACGCCAAAGCUUUCAAAUCCGCCAUGGUGAUCUUCCGCGCAAGUGACUACGACAGCCUCAUUCUCGAACGCAACAACGAGGGCAAUUGCGGCUACACCCUGUGUCCGCGGGAACAUCGCCAAGAACGAGGCAAGAACCAACUGUUUCAAUUCAAAUGGGGAGCAAAAGGCAGUGGCCCUGGUGGCCGGGGCCGUAGCAUGGACAUUGUGCCCCGCGACAAGUUACAACAAUGGUGUUCUGAAGAGUGCGCCGAGAGGGCUCUGUUCAUCCGUGUGCAGUUGACGGAGUCGCCGGUCUGGGAGCGACGUGCAGGCGAGGGGCGUAGCGCAGGAAUUGAACUUCUGGAAGAAGCCCGGGCCAAGCGACCCCGACGCCGAACGGACGCGGCGCCGUCUGCGGCAGCGGUAGCAGUCGAGCUUGGGAACAUGAAGAUUCGAGACUCCCAGCGCGCACAUGAGCUUGCGAUGGAGCGCGGAGACACGAGUCUGCCAUACCGGGGAGGGCGCGUGGACGUCCAGAUCAAAGAACAGAACAAUGUGUAUCAACCACGUGCGCCGCAAUGGCGACCCGAGGAUGCGCAGGGAGGCUCAAUUGAGGGAUAUGUUCCCCAAGAUCGACGGGACAAUGACGCGAUGGAUCUGGACGACGGAGACCUGCUGGAACAGAUCUAG
Penicillium diatomitis is the source of this 957-nucleotide messenger RNA. Its product is annotated as Rtr1/RPAP2 family protein phosphatase. Gene Ontology annotation, cellular component: cytoplasm; nucleus. The transcript has a single exon. Gene Ontology annotation, molecular function: RNA polymerase core enzyme binding; RNA polymerase II CTD heptapeptide repeat phosphatase activity. Lineage: Eukaryota; Fungi; Ascomycota; Eurotiomycetes; Eurotiales; Aspergillaceae. The record is from RefSeq and is a predicted model, not a curated record. Bases 1 to 957 code for a protein of 318 amino acids.